Magallana angulata is the source of this 850-nucleotide messenger RNA. Its product is annotated as galactose-specific lectin nattectin-like. The record is from RefSeq and is a predicted model, not a curated record. NCBI's taxonomy places the organism in Eukaryota, Metazoa, Mollusca, Bivalvia, Ostreida, Ostreidae. The coding region runs from base 37 to 744 and encodes 235 amino acids. The transcript has 7 exons. Gene Ontology annotation, molecular function: signaling receptor activity.
UUUAUCUGUUGACAUUCUACCCGAUAGCAUCUAACCAUGCGUUUUUUGGAGUUCUGUAUUUUUAGUGCAUUACUUGCACUGGUCUUGUAUUCAAUGGCAUCUGAUGCAGCACACAGUAAAGACGAUGUUUUGAUGAAACGUAUCUCGGAUCUGCAUUUUAAACUGUUUUCUUCCAUGAAAAAGAAAACAAAAACGAUGAAGGCUGCUGUCUUCGAGACCCAGUGCUGUGCAUCAGGCUGUACGUUCAAUAGUUACAAAGCUGGUGUACCCAGAGUCUGCAAUGGACAACUGUUAACACAACUGAAUGAGAUCCAAUCAAGUAUUAACAACAUUUGGAAAAAGAAACCUAUUGCUUGUAAACACGGAUGGAAACGGUAUGGCGACCACUGCUACCAUUUAUUCAGGGCAAAAAUGAAUUGGUUUGAAGCACAGAUUUUCUGCAGAAAACAAGGAGCAUCAUUGAUACAAAUAAAUAAUGCAGGUGAAAAUAGAUGGCUUACUAAGAAUUUUCCAAAUGUUCCAUACUGGAUUGAUUUCACUGACAAUGGUACGGAGGGGAAAUGGGUGACAUUGUCUACCGGAAGAAGUGAGUACACAAGUUGGGAUCGUGGACAACCCGAUAAUUGGCGUGGGAAUCAAAACUGUGCAUACAACAAUUUCAGAAAACGCGCUGGACGUUGGGACGAUGGGGGAUGUAAAGCUAAAUUUCAAGCCAUGUGUGAAGCAUCAGGUUCUGAAUUCUGACCAUGGAAGAUGGAACAUAAGCACGGGUUUUAAAUAAAUUGAAUCAAAUUAAUUGAUAACUUUAUUAAUAUGAAAAACAAAAUAAAAUCUCAUGUGGAAAAGUCAA